Fundulus heteroclitus (mummichog) is the source of this 4705-nucleotide messenger RNA. RefSeq names its product brain-specific angiogenesis inhibitor 1-associated protein 2. Gene Ontology annotation, biological process: positive regulation of actin filament polymerization; actin crosslink formation; plasma membrane organization. The transcript has 15 exons. Lineage: Eukaryota; Metazoa; Chordata; Actinopteri; Cyprinodontiformes; Fundulidae. Gene Ontology annotation, molecular function: cytoskeletal adaptor activity; protein binding. The coding region runs from base 200 to 1816 and encodes 538 amino acids. The record is from RefSeq and is a predicted model, not a curated record. Gene Ontology annotation, cellular component: cytosol; nucleoplasm.
GGCUCGGAGCGGCCGCUGACUGGCUGCGUGGGGAGCCGGCGUGGGCGCAGCGGAGGACUCUCCUAUAAAACCCGGGAUCCCACGGACGGACGCGCUCGUCUCUCCCUGACAAGAGUCGUGUUUCCCCGCUCGGCAGCUGCCUCGUCACCCCGCUCCAGAUCGGGAAAAAGAACCGAGAAUCCCCCUCCCGUCUUCGUAUAUGGUCGUGACUGACGCUCCAGCAAGGAUGUCCCGGACCGACGAAGUGCACCGCAUCACGGAGAACGUUUACAAGAACAUCAUGGAGCAGUUCAACCCGUGCUUAAGGAACUUCAUAGCCAUGGCAAAGAGCUACGAGAAGGCUCUCACCAGUGUCACAUUUGCUGCAAAGGGCUACUUCGACGCUCUGGUGCGGAUGGGCGAGAUGGCCAGCGAAAGUCAAGGCUCUAAGGAUAUUGAAGAGGCAGCAUGGGAUGUGCUCUUUCAGAUGGCUGAAGUGCACAGACAGAUCCAGAUCCAGCUUGAGGAGAUGCUGAAGUCUUUCCACAAUGAGCUCCUCACAGAGCUGGAGAAGAAGGUGGAGCUGGACGCGCGCUACCUGAAUGCGGCGCUGAAGAAGUACCAGAUGGAGCACAAGAGCAAAGGCGAGAGUCUGGAGAAAUGCCAGGCGGAGCUGAAGAAGCUGCGCAGGAAGAGCCAGGGCAGCAAGAACCCUUCCAAGUACGGAGACAAGGAGAUGCAGUAUGUGGAGGCCAUCAGCAACAAGCAGAGCGAGCUGGACAACUACAUCGCCAAGGGCUACAAGAACGCUCUGUCAGAGGAGAGGAGGAGGUACUGCUUCCUGGUGGACCGUCAGUGUGCCGUGGCCACAAACAGCAGUGCCUACCACAGCAAGGGUAAGGAGCUUUUAUCCCAGAAGAUCCCAGUGUGGCAGCAGGCGUGCGCUGAACCGACCAAACUGCCAGAUCGGGCCAUGUACCUGGCCCAGCAGAUGAGCGGUGCAGCGGGAGGCACCAUGCCUCCCGGCGGCCUCCAUCCCGGCAUCUCCGAGCCCAUGUCUGGCGCUAAACCUUUGCCGGUGCCUCCGGAGCUGGCAGCCUUCCGGGCCGGCGGCGGCAUGGGACAGCAGCGGCUGAUGGACGGAGCGAUGCCAGCGAUGAACGGCGCAGCCGGUGGAGAGGACUACCAGCAGUGGGUGGAGAGCAAGGUGGCGCAGGGCAAGGCCUCCCCACAGCCCCAGCGGCACGGAGCGGAGGUCUACUCCAACACCCUGCCUGUGCGCAAGGCCGCCCCCGCUAAGAGCAAGAGCCCCCUACUGGAGACCCGCACGCUUCCCCGCUCCAGCUCCAUGGCCGCCGGUCUGGAGAAGAACGGAAGAACUCGAGUCCAAGCCGUCUUCUCCCACGCUGCAGGAGACAACAGCACGCUGCUGAGCUUCGCCGAGGGCGACGUGAUCACCCUGCUGGUGCCCGAGGCCCGCGACGGCUGGCACUACGGCGAGAACGAGAAGACGAGGAUGCGGGGCUGGUUUCCCUUCUCCUACACCCGGCUGAUCUCCGAGAGCAACGGCGACACCAUGAGGCAGCUUCGAGUUCACAACCUCCACCACGGGAAAAGCAGCAGCACAGGGAACCUUCUGGAGAGAGAGGACAUGCCUCUGCCCGUCCCCGAUUACGGCACCCACUCCCGAAUGUCUGCACAGAGCUCGGCCACGCUGCACAGACAACAGCGUCCCUACAGCGUAGCGGUGCCAGGCUUCCCACAGCAGGGAGUCGAAGAGUACGAGCCGCGCUUCCCCACCAGUUCCACAGAGGUCAAAUUGAUUUCCACAGUGUGAGACGAUGCGAUAAGACCGGCUCGCCCUCGGCCGUUCCUUCCUCUUUCUCCCCCCCCCCCCCGUUUUUCCUGCCUCCUGCUUACGGCAAUAAACUCCUCUUGAGCCGAUCAGUCCGAGGAAGAGACUUGGGUGUGUCUGUCACCCUCCUUUCAUCUCUUCCUCCGUCGCCGUGCCGUCCGUCUGUCUGACCUGUAGCUCCGCCGAGCUGCAGGCGACGACCAAACCAGAACAGACUGCGCCGCAGAUAUUUCCAAUUCAUGUGACGGAGGUUUUUUUUUCUGAGGAAAAUGGGUCUUUUUGAUCGUCUUUCAUGCAUGCACAUGUCUUUUCUAUAAUUGAGGGGAUUAAACUUCCCCGCCCUAUUUCCACCAAUGUCAGUGCUCUCCAACAGAACGACGGCGUGAAGGAAAUGUAAAUGAAAGCUGGUUGAUCCCAAAGAGGAUUUUCAUACUGUAAAAGCGUAACGGUUUUUAAUUUUACUGGAUUUUUCAGUACUGAAUUAUUUCUGCCUUUUUUCAUGCUGUGAAGUUUUGUAUUCCUCUUUUGACACGAGAGGUCCUGUAAAUGUUUUAACAGAGAAAACUGAAUGUUAACUGUACAUACAUGUGCCAUGAAAAAGUGCUCGUCACGCAAUAUCUAUUAUGUGUCAAUGGGGUGGGGUGGGGAAAACGCACUUUAUGAAACUAAUAAUCUCUGUUUGUGACUUUAUGUAUGAAAACAACCUGGAAGAGUUUGGGUAUCAGUCUGUGAGCUCGGACACUGCUCCGACAGGUGCUUCUAUUCAUGCUGUGCUGUGGUACUGUCCUGCUGAGCUGUUUCAGUGCUGAUGCUGCUUCAUCAUCAAGCAAUCAGGAAAGGAGAGAGAAAAAAAAAAGAGCAGUAACAAUGAUCUCCUUUUUGGUUACAUUUUCUGUACGAACUCAAGAAAAAAAGCAGUACAUGUGUUUGGAAGUGGGCAAUAUGUUCCAUUCACAAUGAGGCGAUGGGUAAUUUAAAUCAAUUGAGCUUAAAAUAUUAUAUUAAAACUUUAAUUGUGUUUAAAACAUUUUUAUUUUUCGUAUCAUCUGCUGAUAAGGCGCUUCAGUCCCCAUUCUGCAUCCUUCCUGCCUAAAGGUGUUAGCCAACAAACACCUUUUCAAUCCCAACAUGCUGCAGUCUCCCAUUUAAAGCUUUGCACAGUGUUAGCUGCUGGUUGGGAUUCUUUAAAGCAUUGGGAUGUUUAGAUGAGAACGUUUGCUCCAUCAUCCCCAAAAACAAAUUAAUCAAUUAAUAAAUUAAAGGCUUCUCUACAUCUAAUUUAUAUUUGGUAUGCAUUUAAAAAAUCCAUUACCUAGACAAAUUCCUCAUUGGUUAUUCAUCGAUUCAUUGUGGAUGCUUUUCACUAUAGAGAAAAAAACUUGACAAUUUCAGUGUAUUUUAUUAGGAUUUUAUUUGACUGACCAACCCAAAUAGUACAUGAUUUAGAAAAGGAAGGAAAAUUAGACAUGGAUUUAUAAAAAAAAACAUUUUGUAAGGUGUGGUAUUUCCGUCUGAAUCGGUAUAUUUCAUCUUUGUCAUCCCAGCUGCAGGGCUUCUUGGGUAUGCCUCUACCAGCUUUUACAUCUAAAGACUCAAAUUUGUGCUUAAACCUAGACGCUUUCGCCGGAGAAUGUCUAUUAACAGAGAUUUUUAAGUCAGGCAACAGAUUGUCUGUUGGAUUUAGGUCUGGACUUUGACUAGGCCAUUCUAACAUGAAUAGGCUUUGAUCUAAACUGAUGCACUGUAGCUCUGGCUGCAUGUUAAGACUUACUGGAAAAUGAACCUACACACCGUUUCAAGACCUUUGCAGCCUCUCUUGCAAGCUACACAUUUCUGGUUUUCAUUGUAAAGAUAAUUUUGAAAAGCCUUUUUUUUUUUUUUUAAUAGACAUUACAAUUAUCCACUACUUUGUGUUGGUCUGUCACAAUAAAAUAAAUUGAAAUGUCUGGGUUUAAUAUGACCAAACGUGGGAAACGUCCAAGGAAUGUAAAAACCUUUGCACUGUAAAAUCAAACUUGGGAUAGACGGGGGGAAAUUAUAAAGAACAUUUAUUUUAUAACAAACAUAAGACAACAAAUCCAGACUUGGUAUGCAGAGGUUUUACAGCUUAUGAUGAGUCAAAUUUGAAAAAAUAAAUAAACUGGAGAAAGUGUUGAGCUACUUAAAAUAAAAACGAGAAAAGAAAUGUACAAUACUAGCUAAACACUUUUUAUUUUUUGCAUAUUUAUACGUGGUGCCUAUACUGUGGAUUAUUUAACUUUAUAAUGUAGUUUUUAGAGGAAAACUUUUAACGUAACGUUAUCGACGACGAUAUAUGCAGAUGAGAUGUUGGAUUCUACUGAAUCCACAGAAAGUGAGAGGUCAAAACACUGCUUGGUGACUAAAAAAGUGAAGCAUGGGCUCUCCGCUGCCCGAAAGGCAACCAGAUUUCCUGCUGGAACCUCAUUCCUCCUUUUGUGCUGCUUUAACUCCAACUAAAACCUCAGCGAGUCAAAAAGCGUCACAUUUCAAGGAUAAAACUGUUGUUUGUGCUGAAUGAAGAUUUGUUUUUCUGUACGUCGGCCCAAUUGGUCCCCGUCUGACCAUCAGCUGUCCCUCCGUCCACCUCUGGUGUUUCUGACUAGUCCAUCAGGAAAAGGGCGACUUUUAAAAUUCACGAUGGCUGUGUCGUUUAUCUGCAGAGUGAGACGGUGAAGGGGAAGCUUGCCUGUCCAAGAUUCACCGCUCUGCAAAAAAAUGUAAUCGCUUCAGAUGAUUAAAUAUUUCCUUCUCCAAACAAGUGGAUCAUUCAUUUGGAUGUUUAAACUCUACAGAUCUGUAUCAGAUCUGGUUCAGAUUGACAUUUUUAUUUUUAUUUUUUACUGCUCAGUA